CAACUCCACCAACUCCAUGCCCACACCACCACCACCACCACCACCACCGUCACCCUCUCCAAUAUCCUAACCAGCCUCUUACGCGCCUUCAUCUCCCUACUCAAACCCUCCUCCUCGGCUCCUCCAACUUCCACCUCACUCAGCCAUGCCGUCUCUCUCUCCCACCUCAUCCCUAACCCAACCACAUUCUCCUACAACAACCUCAUCAGAGCCCACACCCUCCUCUCCUCCCCUCUCCAAGCCCUCCACCUCUUCUUUUCCCUGCGCCGAUUUUCGCUCCCCCCAGACUUCCACACCUUCCCAUUUGCUCUCAAAGCCUGCGCCCAGCUCGCCUCUUCUUCAUUCUCCACCACCCAGACACUCCAUUCCCAAGUAAUCAAGUUCGGUCUCGCCUCGCAUUCGUUUGUCUCCAACUCCCUCAUUCAUGUCUACUCACUCUGCCGGAGUCUGGACCAUGCACGUCAGGUGUUCGACGAAAGUCCCCAUAGGGACUUGGUCUCGUACAAUGCGAUGCUCGACGCGUUUGUUAAGGGAGGUUCAAUGAGCCUUGCGCGCCAGGUGUUCGAUGAAAUGCCCGAGAGGGACUCUGUUACGUGGGGGACUGUUUUGGCCGGGUAUGCACAGACGAAUCAAUGCGAGGCAGCGAUUGAGCUGUUUGAUCAGAUGAUGGAGUCGGAAAUUAGGCCGGAUGAUAUCUGCUUGGUCUCUGCUCUCUCAGCUUGUGCGCAGCUGGGUGAUUUGGAGCGAGGGAGAAGCAUCCAUGAGUAUGUUAAACGAAACAGGACUAGACUGAGUUCGUAUUUUUUGACAGCAUUGGUGGACUUGUAUGCGAAAUGUGGCUGCAUUGAGACUGCUGUGGAGAUUUUCGAGUCGAGCUCUGGCAAGAAUGUGUUCAUUUGGAAUGCAAUGCUUGUGGGGCUCGCAACGCAUGGUCAUGCCCACCAAUCAUUAUAGUACUUCUGCAGAAUGAUAGAAGCUGGAGUUAAUCCUGAUGGGAUUAGCUUCUUGGGAGUUUUGGUGGGUUGCAGCCAUGGUGGGAAAGUAGAUGAAGCACGAAAGCUUUUCGACGAAAUGGUCGUUUAUGGGGUUCCUCGAGAGCUGAAGCAUUAUGGGUGCAUGGCUGAUCUGCUUGGAAGAGCAGGGUUGAUCAAGGAAGCUAUGGAGAUGAUAGAGAAGAUGCCGAUGGGUGGGGUGGUUUAUUGGAGGGGUUGCAACAUACAUGCAAAGAAAGCAGCAGAGCAAGUGAUGAUGGAGUUGGACCCCGAAGAUGGUGGCGCGUAUUCAAUCAUGACUAGUGUUCAUGCCAAUGCAGAGAAAUGGGAUGAUGUGGUGAAAACUAGAAAGUCCAUAAGUUCUAAUAAGAGGGUGAAGAAGAACUCGGGUUGUAGUUUGAUUAGGUUGAAUGGAGCCAACCAUGAGUUUCUUGCAGGGGAUAGCUUACAUCCUCAAACAGAAGCAAUAUAUUUGAUCUUGGACGGACUUUGGAAACAUCAAUUUGAAUCAUGUUAGGGCUGAAGGAGUUAGAUAAAGCUACGCCAACGUGUUGCUUCAAGAGGGUUCUAUGCCACAUUCGACACUCUAUGACUUUGGCAUCUGUCCCUUUGGGUUCUGAACAGUGAUACGUGGCUCCAGAACACUCUACCUGUUUCAGUAACUGUAGCAGUCCAUCCUAUAACUACAAGUAAAACCUCUAUCCAAUAGCAGUUGGAAGCAAGUUAAGAAUCACUUUCUGCCACUGUGAUAUACUGUUGGUUUUCAAGACUGGUUUCGAAGUGCUGAAGUUCAUGGCUUUUAGAUCAAUGAAUCAGUGGCAACGAGUGGUGAGUGGCUUAAGAGGAUAUGCAACCUCAACCUUACCAAAGACGAGAGCUUAUAACCCAACUGCUAAUUUCGCAGAGCAACAGAGCAGUAAGAAGCCCAGGGGUGAUUUUGUGCCCGUGUAUGUAGCUGUUGGGAUGAUUACAGUAUCAGUGGCGCUGGGACUCCACACGGCCAAGCAACAGCUCUUCCACAACCCCAACGUCUUUGUGAAGAAGCAGAGGCGGGAGAUGCUGCCGGAGGUAGUGGAGCCUGAUCGUGUGGUAAAGGACGCCGAUGAGUUUGUUAACAAAUCCUUUUUCAGGAAGGUAGCUCAUGUUCAGGACUUUGACAGCCCCGUAGCAUCUGACCCUAUUCUUGGAGAUGUUUAUGCUCAUCGGCCUCGUGCCGUGACUCUGAAAGAUGCAGGAGUAGAUCCUAAAGAGGUCGCAGAAGCACUAGAUCCUCGCUAUCGUGCUAGACCCGGAGAAGACCCGAAACAGGUCGUGGAACAAGAUACUAAAGCAGCAGCUGCUUAAUGGAAUUACAAGCACACGUUUCUCUCUUUCUCCUGGAAUUUAGUUUGCCACUUUCUGAUCUUUUUUGGCUUGUAUGGUUUUAUAAAGACUACCAUUUUACAAUGGAGGAAUAGGGGAGUUCCUCCAUUUUGUAUGAUAGUGUCAUAGUGGUGGUCUAGUUACUUCAACUCUUUUCAAUGUGCACAGAAGCUCCUUCCAGUUGGAAAAAAUAAAGCAAAGCUAUUUAACAGUUUAGCAC
Argentina anserina (silverweed cinquefoil) is the source of this 2574-nucleotide messenger RNA. Its product is annotated as pentatricopeptide repeat-containing protein At5g61800. Gene Ontology annotation, cellular component: intracellular membrane-bounded organelle. The record is from RefSeq and is a predicted model, not a curated record. Gene Ontology annotation, molecular function: RNA binding; protein binding. Lineage: Eukaryota; Viridiplantae; Streptophyta; Magnoliopsida; Rosales; Rosaceae. Gene Ontology annotation, biological process: RNA modification.